Molecule: messenger RNA, 1665 nt
Organism: Spinacia oleracea (spinach)
Lineage: Eukaryota; Viridiplantae; Streptophyta; Magnoliopsida; Caryophyllales; Amaranthaceae
Product: wax ester synthase/diacylglycerol acyltransferase 4
Exons: 5
Coding region: 86-1486 (466 amino acids)
Biological process (GO): triglyceride biosynthetic process
Cellular component (GO): plasma membrane
Molecular function (GO): diacylglycerol O-acyltransferase activity
Source: RefSeq, a predicted model, not a curated record
UCAAAAUUAUAAUAUCCCCAAAAUUCAAUACUCUAGCUCAAAACAAAUCCAAAGCCAAAAUUUAGCAACAUUUUGAGAAGCAUAUAUGUCUAAGGGUGAAAUUUAUGACGGGGAGGACCUUAAUUCCCCCUUAGGAAGGCUAUAUUUGUGCCCUGAAACAGAGCAAAUAAUGAAUUGUUCCAUGUUUUUAGAGCACCCAAUUGAUGUACAAGCCUUUAAAACAGCCUUCUCAAACUCCGUCAUGAUCAAAGACCCGAGGUUUUGCAGCCUCUUAGUAAGAAACCCUAGUGGUGGAGAUCACUGGAAAAGAGUUGAUGUUAACAUUGAUGAACACUUCAUCCUCCACUACCCCUCAACCAAAACAGAAACCGGCAGCCUCGACAACGAAGCUGCCGUGAAUGCAUACUUAUCCGACAUUGCGGUGUCGACUCCACUAAGGAAAGAUAAACCAUUAUGGGAAGUACAUGUUUUAGUGGAGUUAAAAUGUGUGGUGUUAAGAGUUCAUCAUUCUGUAGGUGAUGGGGUUUCUUUGAUGUCUAUGCUUUCUUCUUGUUUUGGCAACAAAAUAAUAAGUGAUAUUGAUGUGAUGAAAAAACACAAGAAGAAGAUUCAUGAAAAUAAGAAGUGGAAAAUAAAAGGAUUAUGGGGGUUAAUUAAGAGUAUAUGGUUUACAAUUGUGUUUGGAUUAAGGUUUUUAGGGAGGGUUUUAGGGGUGAAAAACAACGUUAGUGUGGUAAGUGGUGGUGAUGGGGUGGAGCUUUGGCCAAGAAAGUUGAUGACUGCCAAGUUUAUGAUUCAAGACUUCAAGUCAAUCAAAGUGGCAAUUCCUAGUGUUACCGUCAAUGAUGUGCUUUUGGGGGUCAUAUCGCAUGGACUAUCCAAGUACGUAGGUGCCAAAUCACACAAGGCUCUGCAGCAAAGCCCUCAAGUCACUGCUAUUCUGGUUGUCAAUCUACGCGGAGUCUCUUGCUUACAGGAAAAAACAUGUACGGAUUCGACGAUUGCCAAUUCUAGUAAUGGGCUUUCAAUAUGGAGAAACAAAACGGGCUUAAUGCUCCUGCCAUUAUAUUGCUGUAAUGGACUCCAUCCUUUGGAUCAUGUUAAAACUAUGAAGAAAACUAUGGACAAAAAGAAGAAUUCAUAUGAAGCCCAAAUCUCUCACGUUUUUCUUAAAUUGAUGACAACCUACUUUGGCCCAAAGGCAGCUAGUUGGUGUUGUCACAAAGUAUUAUGUAAUACAGACUUGCUGAUUUCAAACAUCAUGGGUCCUUCCGAGGAGAUCGCUAUUGCCAACAAUCCCGUGGUGAGCAUACGAGUGAAUAUUUCGGGACAACCUCAGGCAAUUACGUUGCACAUGGUAAGCUAUGCAGGAAAGGCAGAUAUGCAAGUAAUGGUGGCUAAAGAUAUCAUCUCCGACCCUGAAUUUUUGGUCAACUGCUUCCAAGACUCUUUGGUUGAAAUGAAAACUCCACCCAAAAAAUUUUAGAUUUUAAUAUAAGAAUAUACGUACGUAGUAUAUUACACGAAUAUACCACAAUGAUUAAUCGUGUUAAUUUGCUCCUUGCCAAUCUGUUUUGUAUUACUCCCUCCGAACCUAAAUGUUAUUCCCGUUUGUCAUUUUACGCGGUUAUUAAGGAAAAAGAAACAUUAUAAGAUUAACUAUUA